UUUGAUUACACAGGCCUUGGGUUGGUGUCAAGCCUUCGAUAUACUCUGAUGCGAUUAGGCGGAAGUGAAGCUGACGAGAUAAGAUUGUUGAUACGUAUUUGGAAGAGAAGAACUCACUGUUGUAUUUAAAUCGUGGUUGUACUUUUCUGUUGUCUAAAAUGGAAACCGAGAAGUAUCCACGAUCUUCAAUCGAAGAUGAUUUUAACUACGGGACGAAUGUGGCGACGGCCAGCGUCCAAAUCCGAAUGGAUUUUCUGCGGAAGGUGUACAGCAUCCUUUCCAUUCAGAUUAUUUUGACCACAGUGACGUCAGCUGUCUUCAUGUACAGUGACUCCAUCAAGAGCUUUGUUCACGCAAGCCCUGCUCUAGUUUUGGUAUCAACUGUUGGCUCGCUCGGUCUUAUCUUUGCCUUGGCCAUCUACAGACACCAGCACCCAGUCAACCUUUACCUGCUCCUUGGCUUCACACUUUUUGAAGCUGUGACUGUUGCUACUGCAGUCACGUUUUACGAGUACUCUGUGGUGCUCCAGGCCUUUGCUCUCACUGCCGCUGUGUUCGUUGGCCUGACUGCCUACACCUUCCAAUCAAGGAGGGACUUCAGCAAACUAGGAGCCGGGCUUUUCGCUUGCCUGUGGAUUUUGAUCAUUGCAAGUUUCAUGAGGCUGUUUUUCCACAAUGAGACGGUGGAGCUGGUGUUCGCUGGUGCCGGAGCCCUUGUGUUCUGUGGCUUCAUCAUCUUUGACACCCACCUGCUGAUGCACAAGCUCUCCCCUGAGGAGUACAUCCUGGCCUCCAUCAACCUGUACCUGGACAUCAUUAACCUGUUCCUGCACCUGCUGCGCCUGCUGGAGGCGAUGAAGAGGAACUAGAGUGCCAGGCAAUCAGCAGCUCCGCCAGAGCCUUGGGAUGAAGGAUCAGCCGUUAUGUUUUAAUGCUCAUACUUUCCAAUACUGGCCUCAAAUUCCUAAUGAAUUCCGGCUGAAUGCCACAGGAAUAACGCCUGAAUAUCGUCUGCACUUCCUCUGAGAAGUCAUUCAGCUUGAAUUCAGCCAUGUUAAUUCAUCAUGAUUUAAAAAACAUUCAGGUUCCCCUUUCCCCUCCAUCCGUUUCUAAUGAAUUCACUGUUUAUUCUUCACUAAUUCUUACCCUCUUACUCGCCCACCGGGGGACUGUGAGAAGUAUUCCUUCAUGCAUGUGUGAAUGCAUGCCUUAUACAUGGGAUCAUGCAUGUGUGAAUGCAUGCCUUAUACAUGGGAUAAACAUCGCUUACAAAGGAACAUGGAAUGAAUACAGGUAGUUGAAGAGCUGAAUUAAAAAUGAAUUCCUUUAGAACUCUGAGGAAGUGCAGAAGAUAUUCAGGUGUGUUCCUGUGGUGUUCAUUCUGAAUUAAUUAUGAAUUUAUGGCCAUUUCAUUUUUUUGCAACAAUUCUGUUAAUUAUUUAUGAUUUAGACUCUAAUAUACAUAUGGUAUAUUACUAUUUGUUUUCUAGUAAUUAAUGCUGGGAAUACUGUGCUUGAUAAAUGUGAAGUAUUGUGUACAUUAGAAUAUGUUGUUAAUAAAUUUGCAUCUAUCCAA
Molecule: messenger RNA, 1576 nt
Organism: Acipenser ruthenus (sterlet)
Lineage: Eukaryota; Metazoa; Chordata; Actinopteri; Acipenseriformes; Acipenseridae
Gene: tmbim4
Product: transmembrane BAX inhibitor motif containing 4
Exons: 7
Coding region: 159-869 (236 amino acids)
Biological process (GO): negative regulation of apoptotic process
Cellular component (GO): membrane
Source: RefSeq, a predicted model, not a curated record